Molecule: messenger RNA, 4501 nt
Organism: Acinonyx jubatus (cheetah)
Lineage: Eukaryota; Metazoa; Chordata; Mammalia; Carnivora; Felidae
Gene: JUP
Product: junction plakoglobin
Exons: 15
Coding region: 1249-3627 (792 amino acids)
Biological process (GO): positive regulation of transcription by RNA polymerase II; cell adhesion
Cellular component (GO): adherens junction; catenin complex
Molecular function (GO): alpha-catenin binding; transcription coactivator activity; cadherin binding
Source: RefSeq, a predicted model, not a curated record
UGUUCUGGGCCUGCUUCUGUUUGUCAGCUCGAAACUCUGAGUCACUCGGGGUGAAGGGAGGAGAGGAGGAGGCGGCUGGGAGCUGGGCUGGCUCCUGCCUCUGCCUACUCCAGGUGCGCUCACAGGCAGGGAAGGAGCCCAUGUCGCCAUAAAAGGCAGGGAGGCCCGAAGGCUCAGUCAGCCUCCUCCUCGAGGGUAGCGCUGGGAAGAGUAUCCCUGGUGAUCUUUGUUCCUAGGGUGGGGUCAGGCUAAACCAGCUGAACCACCCUUGGCCUCACCCGGUCCCCCAUCACGACGGGACCAUGGGUUUGAGGUGCUGAGUACUGUCCACUGUCAUAGGUGGACUGGCCCGUGGUCUGCUUGCUGUCUGAGGCCACACUGUGUGUGCAAAGGCCACAGACUUGGGGGUCACUCAGGCCCGUGCCUGGUCCCAGCUCUGCCAUUUCUCCACUGUGCCACCUCACCUGGGGAGCCUCAGUUUCCCCGUGUGUAAAUGGGGCGGGGGCAGAGCAUAUGCUUCAAAACCCGCUUGUGGGGCUGAGGCAUCAGUGAAAGCUUUGGCACAAGGCCGGCCCUCAACCAGAGCACGCCUUGCCUCGCCUCUCCUCCUGAAUCAGCUCCCAAGGCAGGGAAGGCAAGUGGGCCAAGUGGGAAUUCACCACCCUGGAACAGAGUAGGGCCAGCGAUUCAUUAACCUCAAGGGUCCCCAAGUCCCUGCAAAGAGCAGGAGGGGUGCCUAAAAAAGCAGUGACCCCCUCCUGAGGCCUGCCCCACCCCUCAUCUCUAGCCUGGGUUCUAGGAAGACUAGAAAUGGGAAAACAUCCCUGAGGGAGAGGAAGCCCUGAUACAUGGCCGUGGCCGCCAACACGGAGCACCUACUAUGUGCCAGGCACCAGCCUGGGUCCUUCACCAAUCUGGGCCUCACAACAACCUGCGAGGGGGGUGCUGUUACCCCAUUUUGCAAACGAGGGCUGGGCUCUGCGGAGAGGUGAAUUGGUAUGUGGCUGUUAUUUGAACCGGUCAGUGGGGCACGGAAUUCUGGAAAAGCCUGGCGGGAACUGGGGUGCUGGAGAGACAGGGGUCUUAGGGCUCGGGCCUCUGGGAUCACUUGUGAUCCUGCCCCAUCUUCAGGAAAGAUCCUGAGAUCCCAGAGUCUCCAAGGGAGCCUUGGACUUCUCCCAGCAGCCUCCGGGGCUCUCCAGAGAAACCUGUCUGACUGCUUCCCUGCCCCACCCAGUUUCCUGUCCAAUGCUCAGAGUGCAGCUGCCUCACCACAGACUUUUCCAGGGAGCCCCAGUGCGUGGGGGUGGGUCUGCAGAACCCCAGAAGCUGCCGGAGGCCCCGAGUGCCUCCUGCUCUGGGAGCAUUGGGCAGGGACGGCAAGCAGCCACCAUGGAGGUGAUGAACCUGAUCGAACAACCCAUCAAGGUGACUGAGUGGCAACAGACAUACACCUAUGACUCUGGCAUCCACUCGGGGGCCAACACCUGUGUGCCCUCGGUCAGUAGCAAGGGCAUCAUGGAGGAGGAUGAGGCCUGCGGGCGCCAGUACACGCUCAAGAAGACCACCACCUACACUCAGGUGCCCCAGAGCCAAGGAGACCUGGAGUACCAGAUGUCCACGACGGCCAGAGCCAAGCGGGUGCGGGAGGCCAUGUGUCCUGGCGUGACAGGUGAAGACAGCUCACUGCUGCUGGCCACCCAGGUGGAGGGGCAGGCCACCAACCUGCAGCGGCUGGCCGAGCCGUCCCAGCUGCUCAAGUCAGCCAUCGUGCAUCUCAUCAACUACCAGGACGACGCCGAGCUGGCCACCCGGGCCCUGCCCGAACUCACCAAACUGCUCAACGAUGAGGACCCGGUGGUAGUGACCAAGGCAGCCAUGAUCGUGAACCAGCUGUCCAAGAAAGAGGCGUCGCGGCGGGCGCUGAUGGGCUCACCCCAGCUGGUGGCAGCCGUGGUGCGUACGAUGCAGAACACCAGUGACCUGGACACGGCUCGCUGCACCACGAGCAUCCUGCAUAACCUCUCCCACCACCGCGAGGGGCUCCUUGCCAUCUUCAAGUCAGGCGGCAUCCCUGCCCUGGUCCGCAUGCUCAGCUCCCCCGUGGAGUCGGUCCUGUUCUACGCCAUCACCACGCUGCACAACCUGCUGCUCUACCAGGAGGGCGCCAAGAUGGCGGUGCGCCUGGCAGACGGGCUGCAGAAGAUGGUGCCCCUGCUUAACAAGAACAACCCCAAGUUCCUGGCCAUCACCACCGACUGCCUGCAGCUCCUGGCCUACGGCAACCAGGAGAGCAAGCUCAUCAUCCUAGCCAACGGAGGACCCCAGGCCCUCGUGCAGAUCAUGCGCAACUACAGUUAUGAGAAGCUGCUCUGGACUACCAGCCGCGUGCUCAAGGUGCUGUCUGUGUGUCCCAGCAAUAAGCCCGCCAUUGUGGAGGCUGGUGGGAUGCAGGCCCUGGGCAAACACCUGACAAGCAACAGCCCCCGCCUCGUACAGAACUGCCUCUGGACCCUGCGUAAUCUCUCGGACGUGGCCACCAAACAGGAGGGCCUGGAGAGCGUGCUGAAGAUACUGGUGAACCAACUGAGCGUGGAUGACGUCAAUGUCCUCACCUGCGCCACGGGCACGCUGUCCAACCUGACGUGCAACAACAGCAAGAACAAGACGCUGGUGACCCAGAACAGCGGCGUGGAGGCUCUCAUCCACGCCAUCCUGCGUGCCGGUGACAAGGACGACAUCACGGAGCCUGCGGUCUGCGCCCUGCGCCACCUCACCAGCCGUCACCCGGAGGCCGAGAUGGCCCAGAACUCCGUGCGCCUCAACUACGGCAUCCCGGCCAUCGUCAAGCUGCUCAACCAGCCCAACCAGUGGCCGCUGGUCAAGGCAACCAUCGGCCUGAUCAGGAAUCUGGCCCUGUGUCCAGCCAACCAUGCCCCUCUGCAGGAGGCGGCGGUCAUUCCCCGCCUCGUGCAGUUGCUGGUCAAGGCUCACCAGGAUGCCCAGCGCCAUGUGGCUGCAGGCACACAGCAGCCAUACACGGACGGCGUGAGGAUGGAGGAGAUUGUGGAGGGCUGUGCCGGAGCCCUGCACAUCCUCGCCCGGGACCCCAUGAACCGCAUGGAGAUCUUCCGACUGAACACCAUCCCCCUGUUUGUGCAGCUCCUGUACUCAUCAGUGGAGAACAUCCAGCGUGUAGCCGCCGGGGUGCUGUGUGAGCUGGCCCAGGACAAGGAGGCAGCUGAUGCCAUUGAUGCCGAGGGGGCCUCGUCCCCACUCAUGGAGCUACUGCACUCUCGCAACGAGGGCACAGCCACCUAUGCUGCCGCUGUCCUGUUCCGCAUCUCUGAGGACAAGAACCCAGAUUAUCGUAAGCGUGUGUCUGUGGAGCUCACCAACUCCCUCUUCAAGCAUGACCCAGCUGCCUGGGAGGCCGCCCAGAGCAUGAUCCCCAUCAAUGAACCCUAUGCAGAUGACAUGGAUGCCACCUACCGCCCCAUGUACUCGAGUGACGUGCCCCUGGACCCUCUGGACAUGCACAUGGACAUGGAGGGAGACUAUCCCAUCGACACCUACAGCGACGGCCUGAGGCCCCCCUACCCUGCGGCGGACCACAUGCUGGCCUAGCUGGCUCCUUUCCAGUGCGGUUCCUCAUCUGAGAGGCUCUCCGUGCAGGCGAUGGGGCGAGACAGAAAAGUGCCUGAGCCCAGGGGAGCGGGGCUGCGACUUCUCGCCGAACCCCACGCCUCCAGAGGUCCUCUGUAGCGUCUUUCUUGGGAUGGUGAUCUGCUCCUGCUUUUCUGUCCUGGGCCGUGGGUCCAGGGCCCAACACCCCCUCCCCACCUCUGUGGCCCCGGAACUAAAGCUUUAGACUCAAUCACCUGCUCUCUUCCCCCACCUGGCAAUCACCCCCCGACCCCCACUCCCACCCCCAGCCCAGGCGGCUUGACUCCAGCAGCCUGGGCCCCACAGAGCUUUGGUUCCUCCCCCGGGCCUGAUUUUCUCACCGAACUCCAGCCGACCGACUGUUCCGAGCCCCUGGAGUGUCCAGGACCCAGGUUCAGGGCCCCAAAUCCCAGAAUCCAAAGCUUGUCUUGAAAAGUUCAGGGACCGACAAGGAGAUGGGAUGGAGACGCGGAGAGGACUCCAGGACACUCCAGGACACUGCCUGCUCCUCUCUCCAGGACCCUCAACCGGACCUGGCCCCUUCCUGGGAGCUCUGGGGACAGCUCCCUGGCACCCCAUCCCACCCCGUCCCACCCACUCCACCGCCCUAGCUGACUCCUGAGAAGUGCUCUUGGCUGACCCCUCUGGUGUGCGGUGAGGGGCUUUCUCUUCCCCUUCCUGUUUCGAACCCACCACCACCUCCUGCACGUGGGUGUGGGGGGCUGGGGGAGGUCCCAGCAGAGAGUUUUAUUAUUAUCGCUUUAUGUUUUUGGUUAUUGGUUUUUUUUUUUUUUUUGUAUAGACCAAAGCAAAGGAAAUAAAACUAACACACAGA